Saprolegnia diclina VS20 is the source of this 939-nucleotide messenger RNA. RefSeq lists its product as hypothetical. The record is from RefSeq and is a predicted model, not a curated record. The transcript has a single exon. Bases 1 to 939 code for a protein of 312 amino acids. Lineage: Eukaryota; Oomycota; Saprolegniomycetes; Saprolegniales; Saprolegniaceae.
AUGAACGACAACCAGUAUGUGUACCUCGAGACGCCCAAGACCGGACCCGAGGUCGACGACGAGGCCCAGACGCUGCUCGAGAUGGCUGCAAUCAAUGGCGCACUCCUCGCCCAAAAGUACUUUGAGCUCGAAGGCGACCUCGACGAGCUCCACGAAAAGCACACACAGUCGAUGGCCCUUGUCGCGAACUACGAUAUGCUCGUUCGCGACCUCCGUGACGAAAAACAAGCCCUUAUUCUGCGCUGCCAAGCAUUCGAGGCUCAAGUCGACGGCCUCGUCGCGGCCAAGCGAGACGUCGAUGGCCGCCACGGCAGGCUCCAAGCCACAUGCCACAGCCUCCAGAAUUCAGUGCAACAGCUUGCUGCUGAGCGUGCGGAUGCUCUGGAUGCCCUUUGCCACGCUCAGGACGAAGCCGCUGCGCUCGAUGCGGUGCGACGCCGUCUAAAGGCCUCGGUCGAAACGCUCCAGCACGAGCGACGCGCCCUGCAGAGCUACGUGGCCGAGAAGGACGCGCAGAUUGCGCACUUGCUGCAGCAAGAGAGGGUCUGGCGCAUGACGUCGGACGUCCAGCACCAGAAGAUCCAGCGGCUCGAGCGCACCGUGAACGACCUUGGCGCCCAUGCAUCGGAGCUGGCCUCGGCGCUGCAAGCGGCGCACGACCAAGUCGCCUCGCUGCGCACCGACGUGCAAGCCAAGGAGCAGGAGCUACGGGAUGUAAAAGCGACAAAGGCAGCAUUGCCGAUCGAAAUCAUAUCCGUGCCAGCGCCUGCCGCACCGACAACGUCGGCCACGGGCAUGCUCAUGCUGCUCAUGUGGCUCAGCUACCGGCGGGUCCUGUCUCGGCAACCGCGCUGGAUGAGCGUGCUCUCGGCGACCGUCGCCAAGCCGCAGGUGUGGGCCCCCAUGGUUCACCAAGCAUGGGUCCACCGAGCGUUUUGA